Batrachochytrium dendrobatidis JAM81 is the source of this 2136-nucleotide messenger RNA. RefSeq lists its product as uncharacterized. The record is from RefSeq and is a predicted model, not a curated record. Lineage: Eukaryota; Fungi; Chytridiomycota; Chytridiomycetes; Rhizophydiales. Gene Ontology annotation, molecular function: actin filament binding. The transcript has 7 exons. Bases 1 to 2136 code for a protein of 711 amino acids. Gene Ontology annotation, biological process: actin filament organization.
AUGUUCAACAAAUCAAAAUAUCGCAACUGCACAGUAACCACUGGAAAAAAGAACUGGUACUCAUUUGCUAGUAAUACUGCCAUUCAUGUAUCCGGUAGUGAGCCAUGUCCUAUCAAGGCCACAAAGAGUCUUGUUGCGUUUCGUUCAGGUAACUUGGGAGGUGCUGUAGGUGUUCAUCUGCUGGCAAAUGCAGGCCGUUCCGAUACUGUUCUUAGUUUUCAAAACGGGGCUCGAAUUACUGACUUGGAUUGGGCGCCUUGGAAUUUGAGUGAUGGAUUUGUUCUCAGCACAGGGGAUGAGACUGGUGCAGUCAAGCUAUGGCAUAUUCCAUGCAGUGCAUCAGAAUUAAACAAUACAUCUGGACUAGCGCUACCAGAUCUCCCUGCGCUAACAUUGCCAGCUGAACUAAAACACAUAGAAACUGUCAUGUUUCAUCCGAUUGCUUGCAAUCUACUGUCGGUAGCAUCAGCAGCCCAAGUCAAACUUUGGGAUGUUAGCCAUGAAACUAUGGCAAUUACUCUGGACUGUUCGGAAUUAGAUGAUGCUGAUUCUAUUUGGAUGCUUCUUGAUCGUUCAAUUCUGCAUAGGAAGGAAGAUGGACAGCUUCUGGUUUCUAUUUCAAAAGAUAAUAUGCUGCGCGUGUUUGAUCCUCGUGUCGGAUCCACUCCAAUCAAAUCUGUCAAUUCUCAUAAUGGAAUCAAACCUAGCAGAGUGGUCUGGGCAGGUGCAUCGAAUAUGAUCUUUUCAACUGGUUUCAAUUCAAAACGAGAUCGAGAAUAUUCCAUCUGGGAUUUCAGGAAUUUUACUCAGUCGCUUGUUACCAACAAAUUGGAUACAUCUCCUGGCAUUCUGACUCCGCUUUAUGAUUCAGACACCAAAAUGAUGUUUCUUUCUGGAAAGGGCGACACUAGUGUUUGGUGGCUAGAACUCAAGCCAGAAAACGAAAAAUCACCCGUCGAUGUUGGAGUGUAUCCCUAUGUUGGAAGUGUCACAUUUUCUGGUGCAUGUCUUGUACCCAAGCUCGGUUUGGAUAUAAUGGGAUGUGAAGUUGCUCGAGUUUUAAAUGUAGCAUCUGAUGGCUCCAACAUCAUCCCUGUAUCUGCUGUUGUACCGCGUAAAACCCAUGCCGACUUUCACGCCGAUAUCUUUCCCGAUACUCGCGAGGAUAUUCCUCAAGUGGCAGUUACUGAAUGGCUGACCGGCAUCAAUACCACUCCUCGUAUUGUUUCACUUGAUCCAGCAAAAAGGCAAAGUUUUGCUCCAGUGACUACGACUGAAUCAACUGCUUCUUUAUCCACACUCCCAAACCAAAUACAACCUUUAUUGGACUCCACUAAAAACUCCAUAUCGGAUAUACAGAUGCAAAUCAAUACACCUGAUUCAGCUUCUACUACUAUACCAACAGCAAUUAAAAAUUCUGCCAAGGUUAAUCUACCCAAACACUCUGCUUACAGAUUUAUCACUGGCAAAUCCAAUACCGAUUAUGAUGACCUAAAAGGACUGAGUGUCAAUUUUCCUAAUGAGACAGAUGCAUUUCAGAUCAAUUCAAAAUUUAUUGCAUUUUCAAUUUCUGGCCCUGGCGGUCGUGUUGGUGUGUGGCCCGUUGAAUCCAAAGGUCGUUUUCCAGUUAAAAUUCCAUGCAUUGUAAAUGGAUCAGAAAUGCUAGAUUUUAGACUGGAUCCAUUCAAUGUGCAUCGAUUGAUUACGGGCUGUGAGGAUGGACGUAUCCGUAUUUUUGAUUUGCCUGCUAACGGACUAACUGAUGAUCUUUAUCAAGAAAACAACUUUUUCCCUGCGCAUAAUGGUCGAGUUGUUCUUUUACAAUUUCAUCCAAUGGCGUUAGAUAUUAUCAUGUCCUAUUCACCUGAACAAGGCUCACCACUGAUUAAGAUUUGGAAUAUUUGCACCAAGAAACUUAUUUCUACCAUGACACUUCCUGAUCAAGCACUUAGUGUGGCAUUCAGUUAUGAUGGAAACUGUAUUGCAGCGAUUUUGCGUGAUAAAACCAUUCGUGUUUAUGACAGUCACACUGGACUAGAGCUUCAAAGUGGACCAUCGCACCAAGGAACCAAAGCUGCACGUAUUUUAUGGAUUGGCGAUACUGGACGACUGGUUUCCGUGGGAUAUGCCAGGUAA